Messenger RNA from Cooperia oncophora, 489 nucleotides. The record is from the annotation of a GenBank genome assembly. NCBI's taxonomy places the organism in Eukaryota, Metazoa, Nematoda, Chromadorea, Rhabditida, Trichostrongylidae.
AUGGCAUGUGAAUCGCUGCGUGUGGAACAAGUGGAUGCGAACAUACUGGAUGGCGAAUAUCGGCAGUUGAUGGAGCAGCAGUUUGAACGUCUCGUCGCAGAACUUCCAGUUGCAAUCAGCCAGAUAUGCGAUCGGAUCAGGCCGGAAAUCCAGUUGCUGAUCGAUGGAUUGAUAUGGACAAAUAGAGUUUACAGAGGAGCCUCCGCAGGUCAAAUCGAGGUGGAUAUUGCAUACAAAGAAUAUCCUCCUAUGAAAAUUUCACUACAUUUCCUACUGUCCAUGGUUCUGCCAUACAUUGCUACGCGCGCAUCGUCUUUGUUGGAGCACUCGGCAGCUAACAUGUUUGUUUCGAAGACAACUGCCAUGAUUGAGGCGAUCCGUGUUCUUCACUACUUGAAUUUUCUCCGUGUUGGUGGAUACAGUACGCUUGUUGAAUCAUUCUUGAAUCUGAGGAACUGGAACAAUAAUCCUCCUACUAUUGGUUCGUAA